Bolinopsis microptera is the source of this 2617-nucleotide messenger RNA. Its product is annotated as DNA ligase 3-like. Gene Ontology annotation, biological process: DNA biosynthetic process; double-strand break repair; lagging strand elongation. Gene Ontology annotation, molecular function: zinc ion binding; DNA binding; ATP binding. Bases 1 to 2580 code for a protein of 859 amino acids. The transcript is spliced from 14 exons. Gene Ontology annotation, cellular component: DNA ligase III-XRCC1 complex; nucleus. NCBI's taxonomy places the organism in Eukaryota, Metazoa, Ctenophora, Tentaculata, Lobata, Bolinopsidae. The record is from RefSeq and is a predicted model, not a curated record.
AUGACCGAAAGAGAUUACUUGUUUCGUUGUGAUUAUGCCAAAACCAACAGAAGUGCUUGCAAGAAAUGCAAGAUAAAAAUAGAAAAGGCUGAAGUAAGGAUUGCGAAAUUAAAAACCAAUCCGUUUAGUGAUGAUGGUGGCUUGAUGACUGACUGGCACCACCCGAAAUGUGUUUUUGAAACUUUUGCCAGGGCCAGGGCAACCACAAAAAAGAUAGAAUCCUCGGACGACAUUGAACAUUUCGAUCUACUAAAGUCAAAAGAUCAAGAUGUUAUCGAACACCUCAUCAAGAACUACCUUGCCACAAGGAAAGAGUCUAAAGCACCCUCUAAAGCUAAAGCUGCUGCAGUACCUGUAGCUAUUGUUCAAAGUAAACUGACAAAGUCUACACCAGCGUCUAAAGAAAAUAACUCACAUGUGAACGGAGCAACUGACAGACUCUUCCUGGUUGUACAGAAACUUUGUGAGAAGUUAAGAGCAGAGCCAAGUUAUCUUGCUAAGAGUGAGAUAGUGCGAUCAUACUUCAAGCAGAAUCCAAGCUCCCCUGACGAAACAUAUCUGAUGUUGAAACAGAUGAUACCGUCAGUUGAUAAACGAGUUUUCAAUGUCAAAGACAAGCAGUUGAUAAAAGUCCUUUCCUCUGUAUUCUCCUCCUCACUGGACGACAUGUCAGAGCAUCUUGAGAAAGGAGACGUUGCAGAAACGGGACGAGUCUUCCACAUCAGGAGCAGUCUGAUUAAACCUCAAUCUAGCUGUGUUACUAUGAGACAGGUGGAUGUGUUUCUAGAGAAGUUAGCUACAAUUACAAAGGAGGAAGAACAACGUCUACACUUCAAGAGUAUUCUGAAACACCUCACUCCGCAAGAUCUAAAGUACUUGCUGUAUCUAAUAAAGAAAGAUCUGCGAAUAAACGCCCGGGAAAAGCAUAUACUAGAGGGUUUACACCCUGUAGCGUACAAAGCUUUCCAGAUGUCACAUGAUCUCAGAGACGUGGUUAACAGAUACGGCUCAGCAGGGAGCUCGGUGAAAUCAGGAGACACCAGUGGGGUUGGAUUACAACUAAUGACCCCGAUCAGACCCAUGCUGGCUGAAGCUUGCAGAUCAAUCGCUCAAGCUCUUGGCAAAUGUCCUGAGGGAAUGUACAGUGAGAUAAAGUACGACGGAGAGCGGGUACAGCUUCACAAACAAGGGUCCCAGUUCCAGUUCUACUCACGCAGUCUUAAACCCGUCAUGGCUCACAAGGUAGCAGAUCUGACAGAGUCUGUUCCUAAAGCCUUCCCUACAGGUCAGGAUAUCAUUCUGGAUUGUGAGGUGCUACUAGUUGAUAAUAUUACUGGAAAACCACUGCCGUUUGGAACGCUUGGUAUUCACAAGAAAAGUGCGUUUAAAGCAGCGAGCGUGUGCUUGUUUGUAUUCGAUAUCUUACUGCUUAACGGGAAGAGUUUAGUGAACGAGCCUAUAAAGAAAAGAAGAGAAAUUCUGAGGGAGAGUAUCACAGAGAUACCCAAUAGAGUGAUGCUCAGUGAGAUGCAGUUGAUAAAGACGGCAAGUGAGCUGGCAGGGAUGAUAUCACACGUGUUAAGAGAGGGACUGGAAGGUCUGGUUCUGAAAGGUAUUAACACCACUUACAAGCCUGGGGCGCGGCACUGGCUCAAAGUCAAGAAGGACUACCUACAAGGCGGAGCUAUGGCUGACAGUGCAGACUUGGUGGUGCUAGGAGGAUAUCUAGGUACUGGUAACAAGGGCGGCAUGUGCUCUAUAUUCCUCAUGGGCUGCUUCUCGCCUGCUUCUAACUCCUGGAAAACUGUCUGUAAAGUAGGCAACGGUCAUGACGACGCCACGUUAGAGAAAUACAGCAACAAGAUGAAACGCACUGGUAGAAAGAUAAAAGGGGACUACAGUGCUAUACCCACCUGGCUACAUGUCAACAAAGGAAUUGUGCCCGACUUUUUAGUUACGGACCCCAAACACUCUGAUGUCUGGGAGAUUACUGGAGCCGAGUUCAGUCAAAGCACGGUUCACACAGCGGCAGGGAUAAGCAUCAGGUUCCCCCGCAUAACCAAGAUCCGGGAUGACAAGGACUGGAGCACGGCCACCAACCUGCCCCGCCUCCAGCAGCUCAUGCGCACCAGUCAGGACAAGGCUGAUAUGGCCAUCCAGCAGCUUAUGAUAAAAGAGGGAAAACUUUCAGUUCCCAAAUUAUUGGAGUCACCCAAAGAAACUAGAGUAACUCAGAAAAGAGGGGCUCUCGUUGCUACAUCCUUCAAAGAGGAGUCACCCAAGAAGAAGUUAAAGCCAGGAAGCAAUGCUAACAUUUCUUCAUUACAUGAAAAUUCUUCGCAUUCAAAAUGUUCCUCAUCCAAGUUUGGUCCGCUACCAAAUAUCUUCAAAGGAGACAAAAUAUUUGUUUCCUCUAAAAUAGCGGCUAAAGAGGUGUUAUCUCGGUAUGUGGUGGCGUACGGCGGGGAGGCGGUCACUAAUAAGGAGUUAGCUGAUGUGAUUGUGUUAUCUAAAGUUAUACCGGACAAGCUCGGCAGGAUAGUCACCAAACAAUGGAUCGUUAAUAAGAUAAAUCAGUGAGCUACUGAUAAAUCAGUGAGCUACUGAUAAAUCAGUG